Messenger RNA from Siniperca chuatsi (mandarin fish), 3874 nucleotides. RefSeq names its product protein GPR108-like. The coding region runs from base 557 to 2290 and encodes 577 amino acids. Gene Ontology annotation, biological process: transport. The transcript has 18 exons. Lineage: Eukaryota; Metazoa; Chordata; Actinopteri; Centrarchiformes; Sinipercidae. Gene Ontology annotation, cellular component: membrane; Golgi apparatus. The record is from RefSeq and is a predicted model, not a curated record.
CACUUUCAGCCGGAAGCGUUCUGUCAAAAGCUAAACCACGUGACAAAAUCUAGGACAAUUAGUACAAGGUAUAGUCAGGACCGUAAAAAUCAAAAACUCGAUUGUUUGACAGAAACAUAACUCACGAUUAAGGACUGCUCAUGUAGAGAGCUUUUAUAACUCACAUUUCUCUUGCUAUCGUAGAUUUUGCUGCGCGGUAUCGCCUUCUGAAUUAUAUCUAUGACAGAGUACCGGAUGUAAACCUACAGGGGCUUGCGUGUUUGUCCACACCUCGCUCCAUGUUUUGUCUUGAUUCAAGACCAGGAAGCGAGAGUUUGGUAUCUACAGGCUAACUGUAUCUUUAUGCGAUGAAGGCACAAAAGAAUCGGAAAACAUAACAUAAAUGGUUAUAAUUUGAUGAUUAACAACACACUGAAUUUAAGGAUUAGCAUCAUUGUAACUUACUUCGGAUACUGAGACUGUUAGCUAGCUUGCUAUUUAACCAUCUGGCAAGAUUGUCGCUCGCAAACAUUAGCAGUUAGCUAGCUACUGUUAGCAAGUUGGUGACUGCCUGGUGAUGGCUGUGGUACGUAGAGGUUGUUUCGUGGCUGGAUAUUUACUCAUAUUACUGUUGGCUGGGUGCAAAGCAAGGAUACACAAGCUCACUCUGAAGAAUGAAACACGGUUUGCCGUCGACCUCAACAACUUUGGUUUUUAUGCUAAUGGGACUCUGGAUGUCAACCUGAUUUCUCUGCGCCUCCCAGAACAGCUGGUGAACUACAGCACGCACCCUGUUGGUUUCAGCCUCUCCAGAUCUCGUGUGAAUGGAGUCUUGUCCUACACAGCAGAGGAGACAGAGAUAUGCCCGCUUACUCUCACAAAGUUGACCAACAAUGAGCCUCUCAUUCUUUUUCUUAUUGAUAUCAACACUCUCAGUGUCAAUGUGAGAGUUAUGGGUGACCAAGACAACCUCUUGAUAGCAAAGCCAAAGCCUGAAGCGCCUAAAGGUCAGAGGAAAACCAGGGAGAGUCCUGCUAAUCCUAACGUUGAACCAAAUGGGAAAACAACAUCAGACAAUGGGAACAAAAAUGCUAACGCCACAGAUGAUAAAUCGAAUAAGAAGGAAAAGGACAAUAAGUCUGUGGAUCAGAAGAAAGAAGAUCAGACAGAAGAAAAGUCACUGCCUGCAGUAGAAGCUGGGGAAGUGGAGAAAAAUGAAUUCCAUCUGGGGAAGAACAAUCAACUGACUUUAGCUUUGGACAAAGUUAAUGGCUCCUACAACUUCAGUUUCCACGUGGUGGUCGGCUUGCUGGCAGAGGGCCUGUACAGCCUCAAGUUCCACUACUGUCAAAACAGGUUGCCUGGAAUCAAAUUGCCCUAUUCAUUCACUGUGGAAGUGACGGAGAGGAAUCCAGACAGCUACCUGUCUGCAGCAGAAAUUCCUCUCUCUCGCCUUUACAUUGGUAUGGCUGGAGUCUUCUUCACUGCUGCCAUGAUCUGGGUGUACACACUCAUGAAGCACAGGUACAGCGUGUUCAAGAUCCACUGGCUGAUGGCAGCACUGGCCUUCACCAAGUCCACGUCAUUGGUUUUCCAUAGUAUUAACUAUCACUUCAUCAGCACGGAGGGGCAUCCUAUAGAAGGCUGGGCUGUCAUGUAUUAUAUCACACACCUGCUCAAGGGGGCUCUUCUGUUCAUCACACUGGCACUGAUUGGCACCGGCUGGGCUUUCGUUAAAUACAUCCUGUCUGACAAGGAAAAGAAGAUCUUCAUGAUUGUCAUCCCUCUGCAGGUCCUGGCUAAUGUCGCCUACAUCAUCAUUGAGUCUACAGAGGAAGGUUCCAGUGAAUACUAUCUGUGGAAGGAGAUCCUCUUUCUGGUCGACCUCAUCUGCUGCGGAGCCAUCCUUUUCCCUGUUGUCUGGUCUAUCCGUCAUCUACAAGAGGCUUCUAGCACCGAUGGCAAAGCGGCCAUGAAUUUGGAGAAGCUCAAGCUCUUCCGGCAUUAUUAUGUGAUGAUUGUGUGUUACAUCUACUUUACAAGGAUCAUAGCCAUUCUGCUCAAGGUCACUAUGCCUUUCCAGUGGCAGUGGUGCUAUGAGUUUCUGGUCGAGGUGUCUACUCUGAUCUUUUUUGUGUUGACGGGCUACAAGUUCCGACCAGCGUCCAAUAACCCCUACCUUCAGCUUCCCCAGGACGAGGAGGACGUAGAGAUGGAUGAAGUAGUGACUGAGUCAGGUGCACUGGAGGGUAUUUCCAAAGUCAAGAAAACGUGUAACGGACGCGAGCGCCAGAAAGAGUCCACCUUGUGAGCAGGAAGCUGCAUCUUUUGGUGGGGGGGGCACUAAUCAUCCCCAGGCCAGCUGGUAGAAAGGGAUGCACAUGGACCAAGGCUCCCAACCCCCCAGUUACAGCUUUCCUUUUGAAACUCUUUAAGUGGUUGCAGUGGUCGUGCCCACUGUCUGGCUAUGCAAAAAAAAAGACUAACUUUGUUGGACGCACUCCAUUUCCUCAGAACACCUCCACCCAGAAACUCGGAAUGGUUUCAGAAGGAGAUUGGCUACUGCCACAUAGUUGGGUGGAGAUACAGAAAGGAGCUCUGAUGUUCUCUAGUUUUAAUUUCUCUCUCUCUCUCUCUCUCUCUCUCUCUCUCUCUCUCUCUCUCUCUCUGUCUCUCUCCCCAAAGAUAAUUACCAUUUUAGAGAAAGACUUGCUUUCUGUUGUGUUUAUAUCGGCUAUUUAAUAUGGUACUUCUGCGAGCCUCUUAGCUGUACUUUUUGGUGUGAUGUGUGUACACGUGUGUGUGAAUGUGAUGAGACAACACAAGAUUUGGACAAAACAGUUUUUUCCCCUUCCCUUUGGAGACAAUGGCCCAUACUCAGGUAAAAGGCUAAUCAGUAUAUAUUUAAAAUUUAGGAAACAAUCUUAACGUGUUAUUUCUCUGUCCCACUAUUCAGGGGUCAGUAAUGUCCCAUCGCUCAUGAUACAACUUCAUCACCACAAAGUACAGUAUAUGUUACUUUUUCUCAUAUAUUUGGUUUGUAUAUUGAAAUAUAUGGAUGUAAGAGGCUGUAUAUUUCAAUAUAUUUACCUAUUGCAUAUUGAAAUGUUAUAUUUCAGUAUUAUUGUUUGUGUUGGAGAGGUAAGAGCUCCUCCCAGUCCGUCACAUGGGCUGCUACUGUAAUUUAGUGCUUUAGUGGUUGAGGUCAGCUCACGUCUGCGAAUUCAGCCCAGAUGGUGACAUGUGGACCUCUUAAUGAAUAAAGAGGUUUUUUGAUCAGUCUCUGAAAUAACCGGAGCAGUGGCCCUACAUGUGUUCAACGAUGGCCUUGUUUUUUUUUUUUUUUUUCCUUUUUGGCCAUGCUGUGCCAAUCUGGGCAGAGAAGUGGCCUAACUGAUCAUUAUUGAAUUUUUCUGCUUUUGGUUUUACCUUCUUGUUCUUGAUGUGAAGCUUAUUUUAUUAAUUAUUGAUGACUUAUUGGUGAAAGAUCAGAAACAUGUGCAGCCGGGCGUGGUAGGUGGCCAUUUGUAAAUAAUUUACAGAGGAAGACAGCUGAUACAAAACGAGGCACAUAACACUUUCAUAAGAAUUGCAUAGAGGCUUUAUAGACAGUGCUUCAGACAGUAAUGACAUAGGUUCCGUUUCAAUGAGAUUUUUUGAUUCCUUUUAAUAGAGGGGAAGAGUAAAUGUGAGGAAUCAAGGAAAGACUACUGAGAUUUAACCACAGACCUGGACAGGAGUGUCUGACAGAGCUACACAUUGUUUUCAGACUGUUAAUGUUUCUCCAUUCUCUGCUGGUUUCAUGCACCCAGUUGAGCAGAAAAGGUUUUGUGCUUGUUACAGAGGGCUGUUUGAUGUCUGUGAACUGUCACAAUAAAGCUGGUGUUCUGGAAAA